This is a messenger RNA of Penaeus monodon (black tiger shrimp), 516 nucleotides long. RefSeq lists its product as uncharacterized. The record is from RefSeq and is a predicted model, not a curated record. The transcript is spliced from 3 exons. NCBI's taxonomy places the organism in Eukaryota, Metazoa, Arthropoda, Malacostraca, Decapoda, Penaeidae. The coding region runs from base 1 to 516 and encodes 171 amino acids.
AUGCCUUCUGCAGAGACCACUGCCCUGCCGCCAGCAGCUUCACCGUUAACAUUGGAACACAAGGGAAACAACAAUUUCAAUAUUAAUAUUUAUAGGAUAUUUUACAUUUUAAGUGAUGUGACAAAAUUUCCAUGUUGCAACAACAAUCCUAGAAUUGAACAGAAGUAUGUAGUUUUUCAGUGUGGAGACAUUGAAAAGAUGAUGAAGAAACGCAAGAGUGUAGGUGAAUCACCAGUCUACUAUGUGACUAUGGAUACUUAUGACAUCAUCAAGAAGGCACACAUCGCAACAAGGCAUGGUGGACGUGACAGAAUGAAUCUUGGGGCAAAGUAUGCUGACAUCACAAAAGAAGCUCUUGAAUUAUCCAAGUCCUAUCGCAGCACAUGCCAAGAAAAGAGAAAACGAAAUAAAACUGCUGGGAUUGUUGUGAAGCCCCUCUUGAGUAGUGAAUUCAACUCCCAUGGCCAAGUUGACCUUGUGGAUAUGCAGUCAUUGCCUCAGGCUCAGUUCAAGUGA